Cricetulus griseus (Chinese hamster) is the source of this 741-nucleotide messenger RNA. Lineage: Eukaryota; Metazoa; Chordata; Mammalia; Rodentia; Cricetidae. The record is from RefSeq and is a predicted model, not a curated record.
AUGGGACUCCAGGAUUUGAGAUCUCUGCAGCUGCUGUGCCUCUUAGAGGCCAUCUCUUUAUUGCCUUGGACCGAGGCUCUUUUGUGCUAUGAGGCCACAGCUUCGGCCUUCAGAGCCGUGACCUUGCAUAACUGGAAGUGGCUUCUGUUGAGGAGCAUGGUGUGUAAGCUGAGAGAGGGCUGCGAGGAGACGAUAGUGUACAUUGAGACAGGGACCAGUAGGGGCAUUGUGAGUUUUAAAGGCUGCACCUCAGCCUUAUCUUACCCCCCACAAAUCUCCUACCUCGUGUCUCCACCCGGAGUGUCGAUCUCCUCCUACAGCCAAGUCUGCAGGACCUAUCUCUGCAACAAUAUAACCAACUUGGAACCUUUUGUGAGACUGAAGUCCACUGAGCCUAAGUACACAGUGUCUUCUACCAAAUUUUGUCCAACCUGUGUGGGCAGGCUUGACCAGGAGUGUCUUCCGGACUUCAUCAGCACCCAGACCUGCCCCUUCACUGCUUCUUCAUGUUACAGUUCCACCUUAAAAUUACAGGCAGGGAAUCUCAAUACUACCUUCCUCAUAAUGGGCUGUGUUCGUGAGUCACACAAGCUUUUAGCAGACUUUCAGCAUAUUGGAAGCAUCAGAGUGUUUGAGGCCGUCAACGUCUUAGAGAAGUCUCAGGCUGUUGGUGCAGGGCACCGUAGUCCGGGUCCUCCUUGGAUCCUCCUCUUAUUCCCUGUGCUCAUCCUCAGUACCUGA